Brassica napus (rape) is the source of this 860-nucleotide messenger RNA. Its product is annotated as transcription factor LRL3. Gene Ontology annotation, biological process: regulation of transcription by RNA polymerase II. Gene Ontology annotation, cellular component: nucleus. NCBI's taxonomy places the organism in Eukaryota, Viridiplantae, Streptophyta, Magnoliopsida, Brassicales, Brassicaceae. The transcript is spliced from 5 exons. Gene Ontology annotation, molecular function: DNA-binding transcription factor activity, RNA polymerase II-specific; RNA polymerase II cis-regulatory region sequence-specific DNA binding; protein dimerization activity. The coding region runs from base 39 to 860 and encodes 273 amino acids. The record is from RefSeq and is a predicted model, not a curated record.
AUGAGGAAGCAAAGGAAGAAGACAGAAGACGAGAAGAGAUGGAAAAUGGGAAUGGAGAAGGAAAGCGAGAGUUCAUAAACCAAAACAAUAACGGUUUCUUUGACUCCAUGUCAAUGCUUUCCUCUCUUCCUCCUCCCUGGGGCUCAUCUCUUCCCCCUUCUCCUCCUCCUCCGCAUUCACUCCUCCACGCUCUCACCGUCCCCGACAAGUUCCAUCAACCUCAGGAGUCUGGUGGUCCAACAACGGGUAGCCAAGAUGGGUUGCAGCAUGCACAAGGGACAGUGUCGACCACCACGAGCCCACCUGUGGCCCGCCAAAAGCCAAGGGUGCGAGCCAGGAGAGGCCAAGCCACUGAUCCUCACAGCAUCGCUGAACGGUUGAGAAGGGAACGCAUUGCAGAGAGGAUGAAGUCUCUCCAAGAACUGGUUCCCAACACCAACAAGACGGAUAAGGCAUCAAUGCUGGACGAGAUCAUUGAGUAUGUUAGAUUCCUUCAGCUUCAAGUCAAAGUACUAAGCAUGAGCAGACUGGGAGCUGCAAGAGCAAAUGGUCCACGCCUCAAUGGUCUCACCUCCGAGGUAGGAGGACGGCUCAACGCACUCUCAGUACCAUCCAAUGGCGUUGUAAAUGGGAAUGGAAACGCAACAGGAUCAUCCAAUGAGAGCCUACGGUCAACGGAACAGAGGGUGGCGAAACUGAUGGAAGAAGACAUGGGAUCAGCAAUGCAGUAUCUUCAAGGGAAGGGGCUUUGUCUAAUGCCCAUCGCUCUCGCAACUGCAAUGUCAUCUUCAUCUGCUCACUCUCGUGGAGCUCUCUUCAACCCGACCUCAAAUAUCGUAGCAACAGAGGAGCAAAUGUAG